Molecule: messenger RNA, 1183 nt
Organism: Carassius carassius (crucian carp)
Lineage: Eukaryota; Metazoa; Chordata; Actinopteri; Cypriniformes; Cyprinidae
Product: small integral membrane protein 32-like
Exons: 2
Coding region: 657-980 (107 amino acids)
Source: RefSeq, a predicted model, not a curated record
AUUCCGCACCCUCCUGAAACUCUUCCACUCAUUUUGUCUCAAAUUGAAGAGUCUGUCUGGAAAGAGAGCGGGAGAAAAAUAAGCGCGUCUCCAUCUCCAUUGCGCACAGAGAACUGCUCGUGAAUCCUAUUUAGUUUCUAUGUUUCUUUUAUUUGUUCGUAAAUACUCUUCCUCUCCAGCCGAACCGGAUCGAUCGACUCCAGUCACCUUAGGUCGCGGAUGACGAAUGUGCGUGUGGAGAGCCACUUUCCUUGGAUAUAAACAAGCGACGGGAUGUUGGUUAGACGGGCGCGGGUCCAAACCAUGGAAAUCUGUCGGAAAGGAGUGAUUCUGUGUGUGCGAGGAUACUGAGAACCAGUCAUGCGCUGUUAUUGACCUUUACUGCGCGUUUAUCUGGAGACAUUUGGAUCCGUCGGUGUGAUCGGAGAGGUCUUCUCUCUCCGCUAGCGCAUAAAUCUAUGGAAAAGCAUACAUGCGGGACAUGGAUAGACUGAUUGAGCCAUCUAUGGAUGUAGCGCCGAUGACCAGAGCCCCUGUCUGAGGAGUGUUGGAGGUCUGGUGGUCUUGGGGAGUUCGUGGAAUGCGAACGCAACGACGCGCCGCGUCCUCCUCGCCUUCGCCCUGCUGUCCGCGGCGCACAGACGUCUAGAUUCAUCAUGUUGAGGCAGAUGCUGUUGAACUCUACGGCAGCGGCGCGAGACUUCGAUCUGAUGAGCAUCACACACACGCCGGCGCCUCUGAACGUGUCCCAAGGGUCUGUGAGCGUGUUGGCCCUCCUGAAGCCCACGGGCCGCGGGAGCGCUCUGCGAGAGGGCGAGCCCGACAAACCGGACCUGGCCACUUAUGUGGUGAUGUGCCUAGUGCUCUUCCUGCUGGUCCUCCUCAUCGUGUUCUUCAUCAACUGUCAGCUGAGGAACUCUUUCUUCGCCUCCAUGCCUUACGACCGCUCACUGCGAGAGGCCCGCAGCUCCUACAAGUGACCCGUUUGAGCCCUGACUUGAAUGCUAAAGAGAACCAGAUUGAAGCUGGACUCACCCGUGUGAUCGAUCCGUCUGUAUAUAAUGACUGUUUUGUACUUCUGCACGGCCUUUUCUGUCCAUAUACGCUUUAUCAUCAUGUGCGUUAUGUAAGAGAUUAUUUUCUUGUACGAUGUUAAACGAUGAUUAAAUCUCACAUUCAUGAC